Molecule: messenger RNA, 7672 nt
Organism: Schistosoma curassoni
Lineage: Eukaryota; Metazoa; Platyhelminthes; Trematoda; Strigeidida; Schistosomatidae
Source: the annotation of a GenBank genome assembly
AUGUUAGCUCCUCCUCCUCCUCCUCCUGCUAAUACAAGCAACUCAAGUACACUAGAUACAACAGUAGCAACAACAGUUGGAGAAAAUGUGACGGACGCAGCAUUGUUACCAACUGUGUCAACCGUAAAAUCAGCAACAAACACAACACAAAUAUCUUCUCUACUGAGCACUACAUUAGCAUCUUUUGAAGAUAAUACAGGUCCAAAACCAAUUCAACUCCCAGUUCCGAAAUAUGAACUGCCCAUUGAAGACUUAGUGGAUGUUCGAUAUGAAAACACUGCAAACCACUAUUGGUCAUUUAAAAGAGUGGUUGGGAAAUCAUUUAUCUUCGAUCGUGCUCCAGACCGUAAUACACUGACGCGAUCGAUAUAUGACAGAUUAUCGCUUUUCGACAGUAAAUUAAGUAACGCUGGUCCAAUUUACAAUGACUUAAAUAACAUGAAGAAAUCUUUAUUUAUAUCCUUAAAUGGAACCCUGCCAGAAAAAAGAUUAACUACUCCCGGAAUUCAUGAUACUCAAGAUAGUAUUUACAUUAAUUUAAAUGAGAAUGAAAGUUGUAUUUGCUUGCUGGAUGACAUUACACGUGAACGAUAUUACUUUAAACAGUGUUUACUAGACAUUAAUGAAUGUGAUUAUGGAUUGAGUUUGUCGAUUUGGCUUCAAUUCACGACAGAAACAUUCAAUCCAAAAGAAGUCCUUAUAUCAACAGCUCCAGAAAAAGGAAAAGGCUUUUCUCUUUUAAUUAACAACGGGAUGUUAGAAUUUGAACUGAGGACAGCAGAUACCCUUUGGAAAGUUAACAGUCCAAUUACAAAAACAUUAAAUCAAUGGGUUAAUAUUGGUGUUGUAUGGGGUAAAAGUGCACAAAUGAUAAAACUGGUGAUAAAUGGUAAGAUAGUUGCUGUGAAAAAUAAUUAUCAAGGCGUUCAAUAUUUGGGUAGUAAUUCAACACCAACAUCAAUUUGGGUCGGUUGUAAUAGAGGAUUAGAUGGAGAUAAAAUCAUCUCCUCUGUUAAUCCAGGAAUUAGAGUAGCGACAGUUGCCUUAUGGUAUUGGCCUAUCCAAUUAAAUGAAUUGUUUAGCGGAGGCCUGGGAAAGUUGAAGCAUUAUUUAUUAACUGAAAGAGUUGCAGAACCAUUAGUUCCUCAACCAACUAAAACCACAAAUUAUGCAGACUACACAAAUGAAGUUGAAGAGCUUACACCAGCUGAGGAAAUUAGUGAAACUUUAAAUCCAAUUUAUUUAAUGGCAGAUUAUUACAAUCCUUUAUUGGUUUUACCAUUAAAUUAUACAAAACACGAUAUUGAAUUGGUAGCUGAUCGUUCUAAACUGAAAACUGCUUAUAAGUUAACAUCAGUUAGAAGUUGUUUUGAAAUGAAACUCUUUAAUGUGAAAACUUGUCCCGGUAAUAUAAGCCUUUGCACUCGAGGUUUAUCUAUGGGAGUAUGGUUAAACAUACCGGAUAUUUUAGAUACUACUGUUGGUAUACUAGAUAUUUUAGAAUUAGUCAAUGGUAUCACUGUGUCAGUUUAUAACAAUUAUAUCAAUAUUUUCGUUAACUCAAAUAUGGGUCUAGUUGUUUUUCGUGUAUACAGUAUGAUACCGAGAGAUGUCUGGUUCAAUAUUGGUAUAAGUUUAUCAAACUUUAUAGAUCCUACCGCAUCUGUAUACUUUAAUGGUAUUUCAAUGCCUGUUGAACAAGUUAUGCCACCAACAGGAACUCCACUGAAAAGAACUGAUCGUUGUUUAAAUGGACUAAUUCUGGGCAGCUCAAAAAUUGAACAAAGUGCUGCUGGCAUCGCUUACAAUGAUUUUAUUCUAUGGUAUAGAUGGUUGUAUUCGUUUGAGUCACAUCUUUUUGUGGGUUAUACAAGAGCACAACAAGCUAAUCUUCAUAAUGCCAGCUAUUAUUGGACACCUGAUCCCUAUAUAUUUUAUGAUAGUAGUGUACAAAUACAAGUUAGACAGAAAUAUAAAUAUUUACAACCAGAAAAUGAUUAUUCAUUAACAGGUAUACCUGGUUAUUCAUUGGCAUCAAUUUAUCGUCCAAAAUUUGUCAAAUUUCAUUUCAGUCAUGAUGAUUAUGAGAAUAAAUCAAAAGUACCUGUACUUGAAAUGAAACCACAACAUUAUAUGAUGUUAGGACAGCGUAAGUCAGCUGAGGUGAUAUCAACGAAUUUAAUAUGGACUGGGAAAUGUUUAAUAGAGCCAAGUCUAUCUGCUUGUAGUGCACGUGGAUUCUCAAUGUCAAUAUGGAUAAAAUUAUUAUCUGUUAGCCAAGAUCGCAUAAGAUUUUAUUUAAAUUCUGGUGACGGAGGAACAAGUUUAUCAACAAUGAGUUAUUGUCGAGGAAUAUCAAUAUUUACUGACACAUCAUUGAUUGGUGUUUCAAUUUCACAGUUAUCAUCGACAUGGCAAUUAGUACUGGAUUCGAGUAGUUAUAAAAUUGGACAAUGGAUUAACAUUGGUAUAUUAUGGCGAGGAGAUGUCGGGUUAACUCUGUUACUCGAUGGUGUCAAUUAUGGAAGUAUACUUUCAAACGGUCAGAAAACUUACAAACCACGUGAAUCACCACCGUAUCUUGUGCUUGGACGUUAUGAUACAGAUAAUCAAGCUGCAUGGUUGUCACCUUCUGAUGCAGAUUAUGCAGCUAAACAAAACAGAGGAAAUGAACCUCAAUGGGAAAUGAGUCACUAUGUAUUAGGUGAUAUAGCCUAUUUCAAUAGAUUUUUAAGUCAUAAAGAAUAUAAUGAACAGAUUGGUUUGUUAGGAAAUCCAUAUCUACGUAAUAUACUUGGUAAUGUUUGGUUUGGUAGAAAUAUGAUUAGUCCACCUAUAUCUGAAAUUAUGGAAGCUGUCUCGAGAAACAUUUCAAAACCUGGACCGAUUCUUAAUGGAGUGUCAAGUUCAGUACUACUUUUACGAAAUCCUGAGGCAGUACAGCUAUCAGCGGGUGGUUCUCUACGUCUAGGCACAUUUAGAGUAAACGGAUGCCCAUAUAAUUUACAAAACUGUCAACAGAGUUUAAGUAUAGGUGGUUGGUAUCGUUUUGGAGGAUAUUUUACAAAACCAACUGAUAAUCAUAUUGAACCAAUAAUAUUAUUUAGUGGAUCUGGUGGAGAUUAUGGUUUAACUAUAUCAUAUAAUGGUGCAUUAUUAGGUGGUUGGUUACAAUACAAUAUAAUACAAAAUAAUACAAUAAUACAAAAUUAUUGGUUAUGUAUUGCUGAUAAUUUACAAAUUGGUUUAAAUCAAAAAAAUAUGCAAUGGAUUCAUUUUAGUUUAAUUUGGGGUAUGAAUAAUAAUAAUAAUAAUAAUAAUAAUAAUAAUGAAUACGUUUUACAAUUAUUAAUUAAUGGAUUAAUUAUCAUAGAAUGUAAUAAAAAUAUACAAAUUAAUAAUUUAUUAUAUCAACAAUGGAUUAAUCAAGCAAUUGAAAAAUCUAAAAACUUAUUUAAUGAAACUAAUACAAAUAAACAAUCAUUUUUAUUAAUUAGCUCUAAGACAUUAGAUCCAAUUCAAGAGAUAACAUUUUCCAUUGCUUUAUUAAUAUUACAACCAAGAUAUUUAACAUUAACUAGUUUAAUGAAUUUAAUUGGUAUGGAAUAUUAUGAAAUAAUAGAAUUAUUAUAUUCAACAUUUUAUUGGCAAAUGUCUGGUUUAUUAUAUCAAUUAACAUCAAAUCGUAUAAAAAUAAUUAAUUCAUAUUAUGGACGUGAUCAAUAUGAUAAUCCAAAUGGUGCAUUAUGUACUGAAGGUAAUUAUUUAUCAUAUAUUAUAUUGAAUGGUGAUAAAAUUGGAUUAAAUGGUGAAAUGACUAAUUUAUAUGAAUCAUGUUUAUAUGAUCCAUCUAUAUGUAAACGUUAUGGUUUAAGUUUUCGAUUUAUAUUACUUGAAUUACCAAAUGAAUUAGAUGGAAUUCAUGAAAUUCUACGUACAACACCAAUAAAUAGUAUAAUAAAAACUGUUGGAUUACGUAUGUAUUUAUCAUCAGAUCAAAAUGAAUUUAUUGUUGAAAUACGUAGUCAAUAUUUAACUUACAAAUAUUCAAUAAAACGUAAUUUUAUACAACAACCUGGUAAAUGGAUAAAUAUGCAAAUAUUUUAUUAUCAAGAUCAUCCAUUAACAAUACGUGUUGAUGGUAAUACAAAUACAUCUAUUGAAAAUGGAACAAUUAUUAAUGAAGUAAAUGUUAAGUUAUCAACUGAUGUAAGAUUAAAACAAAAUUUAAUGAUUGGACGAGGUUUAAAAAUGUGUAUAAGCUCAAUGACAUUAUAUGAUAUGUCAAGUGAAAAUAAUUUUGAUUUAUUAGCCAGCACAGCUAAUUCACAAAUAUGUUAUACAAAUAUGGAUAUAUUUGAACCAUUACAAGGAUCAAUAAAUGAUUAUAAAAAUCGUACAAAUUCUGCAUCUAGAUUAGAAAAUUUUAUUAGACCAUUAUCAUUUCCAUCGGCAUCUUGUAUUCAAUAUCCAGAUAUAUGUAGCAAGAACGGUAUGACUAUGUCAAUGUGGAUAAUGAUUAAUGGAUUUGUCAAUGAAUAUGGAGAAAAUCUUGAUGUGAAGAACAAUGAAAGCCUGACUGCAAUGAUUUUGUCUACUGGUCCACCCAAUAAUUCUGGAAUUUUAAUUCAAGUCAGCGGUCAAUUAGAAAAUGAAGAAUUGAAGCUGUCAUUAAAAACUAGUAUUUACACUCGAAAUUAUUUAUGGCUAGUUGAUUCAAACAAUGCAUUGGAAUUAGGUCAAUGGACAAAUAUAGCAUUCAGUUGGUUUAGUCAACCAGAAGAUAACAGUGGUUCACUUGGAAUUUAUAUAAAUGGUUUACUUAAACAAUCCUCAACAAUACCGACUUCUGUGUUGAAUAUGAACACAGAGUUAAAUGAUACUUCUAAAGUAUUUAUUGGUUCUGCAUAUUACAAUUGGAACAAAAAUACAACUGAUUCAGUCAAUAAAGUAUUUGCCACCGGAGGCAUUGCAAAUUUAGCAUAUUGGGAAAGCAAAAAUGUUAUCAGUUGUUCAAAGCCUAGAAAAACAAAAAAAUUCUUACUUGGAGAUUGUGAAAGUGAUAAUGACAUACCAGAAACAGUUACAUGCGUUAUGAUGCAAGGUUGUAAACAAGUUGACGGUCUCGUGUGUAUGGAUGAAACACUAUCAAAUCUUAUUCGAAUGGCAAAUCAAGCAAAUAAACUUAUUUAUCCAUCAGAUUUUAUGAAAGUUUUACAAAUUAGUAUGAACCUUUUAAAGAUGUAUAACCCUUAAGAAACUAUUUCCAAUAAUAAUAAUAAUAAUAAUAAUAAUCAAAACAAUGAUAUAUCAUUUGCUUUAAAUGUUUUAUCAUCUACAAUGAAUAUAAUACACUCAUGGUUUAAAACAAUUGAAACAUUUACAAAUACUAUAGAUCAAUCAUUAAUUAAUGAAAUUAAUUCAAUAAAACAAAAUAUUCAUUACAUAAUAAUCAAUUUAAUAAAUCAAUUAUUAUCAUCACAGUUUAAACCAAUAUGGUUACAAUUAUUACAAGAUAACAUCAUUAAAUAUAAUAAAUUAUUACCUGAAUUAAAUAGAAUAUUUUUAUUUAUUUCAAAUAUCAAUGAAUAUAGUCAAUUAAAUUCAUGUUAUACAUUGAGAAAAUUAAGAAAAAUGAAUGUAGCUAGUUAUUCAUUAAGUUUUCAAUUGAAUAAUACUAAUACUAAUUAUAAUGAUGAUAAUAAUUGUUUAUUGGAUAAUAAGAAUCCUUUAAUGUUAAAUAUAUCCCAUUUAACAAAUUCAGGCAAUGAAAUUUAUCAUUCUCAAUUUAAAAUUAAAACUAAUCUUAAUGAUGAUCAACAGAAUAUACAAUGGAAUGGAGCUUUGACAAUUUUAACUAUUCUAAGUAAUAAUAAUGAAAACUUGAAGAUUGCUGAUAUUCCAUUAGAUAAAUUUAGUACUAAUACACAAUAUCAACAGAAUUAUAUUGCUAAUGAACAGAAAACGUUAUAUAAGAAUAAUACUUUACAAUCGAAUACACCAUUUUUAUUUUUUAUUGCAAGUCCAUUGUAUUCUGUUGAAUUUUAUGCAGAAAAUCAGUUAUAUAAGACACUAAGCAAUAGUGUUAAUAGUAAUAUGACAAUUCAACUCAAUUAUACAGUACCAUUAUUACAUUUGAAUAAAUAUCAAAGUGUUUAUUAUUAUGAAACAACUUGGCGUAUGAAAUGGAUGGCAUAUAACUCUGAAAAAUAUAAUGAAGGAGUAUUAGCCAAUCAAAUACGUUGUGUAUAUUGGGAUGAUCAGUUAGAUAUAAAUGGUGCAUGGAAUACAGAUGGUUGUCAAAUUAUUAAAUCUACUAAAACACAUGUGCAAUGUUCAUGUAAUCAUUUAAGUCUAUACGCUGUAGCAAUGGAAUCAGAAGAUGCACCUUAUAGAAGCGUACCAAUAUGGAAAGCAUGGGGUACAAAAUCAGAAUCAGAAUGUACCAUGUUGAUGAAUAUUAUUAUUUUUGGAGGGAAUGGUCUAUCGUUGACAUGUUCAAUAAUAUUUCUUCUUACUUUGAUCACUGUAUGGAAGAAGGCUAGUAUACCAGAUAUCUGUUUGACACGUAUGGGCUUAUGUUUGUGUCAAAUAGGAUUUCAUGCUACUUUAUUGAUUGAACCAUUAAUGAACCAAUAUCAGAUACCAUGUCAAGCUAUUGGUGUAUCCUUAAAUCUAUUUGCUAUACUUGUAUCAAGUUGGCUUUCAAACGAAGCAAUAAGUCUAUUCAAAAGUUUUGUAUUAGGUCAAUUAAAAUUAACUUAUUGUUGGACAUGGAUUACAGGUAUUGUUAUACCAGUUUCAUUAGUUUUAAUACCGGCAGUUAUAUCGAAGUUAAACUCACACGGUGGUGAUUUACUAUGUUUACCAGCAAAUGAAUCAUUAGAAUUUUGGAUUAUGUUCGGUUCAAUGUUUGCUUAUACAAUUAUUAAUAUAAUUGUAUGUUUUACGUUAACAUGCAAUCUAGAAACACCAGCAUUUUUACCGCCAAAGAUACUUGAUAGACUAUUCACACGUGUGAAGAAACUGAAUUCAUUAUUAUUGUACUAUCUCAUAACUUGGAGUCUACUUUUUGUUGUAAUACAAGUGACAAUACCGUAUGUAGUUUUUAUUGCAUUCGCCCUUGUCUCUUUACAGGGAACAUGGAGUUUUGUUAUUUAUGGUUUAGAAGACAGAGAAUUGUUUAAAGCUUGUCUAGGAAAUACGCAAAACCAACAACAAAGUGACAAUAUUUUAGAAACUAAUAAACUGUCAACAGAUCCUGUCAUAAAGAAUAUGGAAAAAGAUGAAUUAUACAUAACUAAUCAGUCUACUCAUCAAGAUAACAGUACUGCUGUGAAUCAACAAGAUCAAGAUACUAAAAAAGAUGCACGAAUUCUUCAAAGAAACAAAAGCAAUAAGAAGGAUAUUUAAUAAAUGUCAGUUCUAAUUGACCCCAUAUAUAAGUUAUCAAUUAAUUGAAUACAAAGAAAAUAAUGAAAUACUGUAAAGUAUCACUUCUUUUUUGGAUUAACUACUUGUAUCACUAUUUGAUGUUGUUAAAAACUUCAUGUCCGUAAAUACUGAUCUAUCCAGAAUGGGAUUAUCUUUAUUACAUAUUUUCAGAAGAAUAUAAAACCUAUUUAAUAAAUUGUAAUUCAUGAUUAAAUCCAAUCUUAUUCUCUUAGUUGAU